UUAAUUAAUUAAUUAAUAUAAUGAAAUCUUCUUCUGCUGCCCACCAUUCAACACCUGUUCUUGAACAUCAGACGUGAUCUUCAUCCACCAACUAUUAGGUUCCCCAAUUUUGGUGGACGCCCACUCCACCAACAAAACGAUGAAUCUCCAAAAGGAUUCUGAAGAAGAAGAAGAAAGAAAUAAGGGCUGGUAAUGGCGGACAAAUGUUUGAUCAAAUCGAAAUGUAGAAGAAGAAGGAGAGUCAACGUCACAGAUCUUUCUGGAUGAGAAAGAAAGAAAGAUAGAAAAUAUAUAUAUUGAUAACACCCAAAUUUCAACGACCCAAUUCGUUACGUUUCUAACAAACCCGUUUUCAGUUUUGAAAAAAAAAAAAAAUCCCCAAUUGAUAUGUACAUCCGUCCUUUCUCUCCACCACAAAUUCUCUGCAAAACCCUUUCGAUUGAUCGAGCGAAGCGAUUUGGCGACUUGGAGCUGAAGUAAUCCGCCAUUAAUUGCUGUCAUUAGCUGAUUGCGAAUCUGUUAGUUUCGAUUUUGGUUGAAGAAUUUGUUUAGAAGGAAAUUAAAUUAGGGAUUUGAGAAUCAGGUGGAUUGGAGGUAGUAUGGGGUGGGUGUCGGGAAUGGUGAUGGGGAUGGUGUCGGGGAUCGCGUUGAUGGCGGGUUGGAAUUACAUGAUGCGCCAUCGGAGCAGCAAGCGUAUUGCUAAGGCAGUUGAGAUUAAGCAGCUGAGCUCAAUGAGCAGAGACGACGUCAGGAAAAUAUGCGGGGAGAGCAUUCCUCAGUGGAUUUCAUUCCCUGUUUUUGAGCAGGUGAAAUGGUUGAAUAAACAGCUUGGAAAAUUAUGGCCGUACAUUGCAGAUGCAGCAGAAGCCGUCAUCAAGGAAUCCGUCGAGCCAUUAUUGGAAGCAUAUCGAACUUCCGGCAUUACUUCCUUAAAAUUCAGCAAGUUGUCCCUCGGCACGGUAGCCCCAAAGAUCGAAGGAGUUCGAGUCCAAUGCCUUAAAGAAGGCCAAAUUACGAUGGACAUUGACCUCCGGUGGGGAGGCAAUCCGAGUAUUGUUCUAGCCGUUGAAGCUGCACAUUUUGCUUGUAUACCCGUUCAGUUGAAGGAUCUUCAAGUUUUUACUGUGGUUCGUGCAAUUUUCCAACUGACCGAUGAAAUUCCUUGCAUCUCUGCAGUAGUUGUUGCUCUUCUUGCCGAGCCGAAGCCCAGGAUUGAGUAUACUCUUAAGGCUGUUGGCGGGAGUUUAACUGCGAUUCCGGGGAUCUCAGACAUGAUUGAUGACACCGUGAAUUCAAUAGUUACCGAUAUGCUACAAUGGCCUCAUCGGAUUGUUGUUCCUGUCAGCGGCAUUCCCGGGGACUUAAGCGAACUUGAACUUAAGCCGGAGGGAAUGCUUAGGGUGACGGUUGUAAGAGCAAACAACCUUAAAAACAUGGAGCUUAUUGGGAAAUCUGAUCCCUAUGUCGUCGUGCACAUACGUCCUCUCUUUAAGGUUAAGACUAAAGUGAUCGACAACAACUUGAAUCCGGUUUGGAAUGAAACAUUCGAGUUGAUCGCGGAGGACAAGGAGACACAGUCGUUGAUUCUUGAGGUGUUUGAUGAAGACAUUGGGCAUGACAAAUGUUUGGGUGUUGCAAAGUUGCCUCUCAUCGAGCUCGAUUCCGAAGUAACUAAAGAAAUCCAGUUGACAUUGUUCCCAUCGAUCGAUAUGUCAAAGAUUAAAGACAAGAAAGACAGGGGGACUAUAACAAUUCAGGUUCUGUAUCAUGAAUUCAACAAGGAAGAACAAUUAGCAGCCCUCGAAGAAGAGACGAAAAUUUUAGAGGACCGGAAGAAGCUAAAAGAGGCGGGAGUGAUCGGGAGCACCAUGGACGCCUUAGACGGUGCGGCCUCGCUAGUCGGCUCCGGAGUCGGGACGGGUCUAGGGGCUGUUGGUAGCGGCCUUAGCAGAGCCGGGAAGUUCGUGGGCCGGACCAUCACUGGGAGGUCGUCCGGCUCGUCGGCUAACUCCCGAGAAAAUGGAGGUGCCAAGCCACCUAAUUCUUGAAUCUUAAGCUCUUGUAAAUAUUUGAGAUUUGUUGAUUAUUGUUUGAAAUUGUUUUUAAAUAAGCGAUGAUUUAAAUUUUUGUUAAAAUAAUAUUUUGAUGUGAUAUACAUAAAAUUAAAUAGUAUAUUUUUAUUUAAAAUAGUGUCUGGCCGAAU
Andrographis paniculata is the source of this 2203-nucleotide messenger RNA. Its product is annotated as calcium-dependent lipid-binding protein-like. The record is from RefSeq and is a predicted model, not a curated record. Gene Ontology annotation, cellular component: endoplasmic reticulum. Gene Ontology annotation, molecular function: lipid binding. The coding region runs from base 600 to 2048 and encodes 482 amino acids. NCBI's taxonomy places the organism in Eukaryota, Viridiplantae, Streptophyta, Magnoliopsida, Lamiales, Acanthaceae. The transcript is spliced from 11 exons.